Hyposmocoma kahamanoa is the source of this 665-nucleotide messenger RNA. Its product is annotated as zinc finger HIT domain-containing protein 3. Bases 212 to 607 code for a protein of 131 amino acids. NCBI's taxonomy places the organism in Eukaryota, Metazoa, Arthropoda, Insecta, Lepidoptera, Cosmopterigidae. Gene Ontology annotation, molecular function: protein binding. The record is from RefSeq and is a predicted model, not a curated record. The transcript has 3 exons.
CUGUCAGCCUGUUCUGUCUGUCACUGUCAAAAACAGGAGAUGGGGGGUCCUCAUAAGGGUGGGGGAGAGAACAAGGCACAAUAAAUAUGAAGAAGAGUAAGAAAUAGUAGUGGUCAUUCAUAGUGUUCUGUGGUAGUGAUAAAGAGUGGCUUUUAAGUAACUAUUUUAGAAAUUUCCUCAGUAAUUAAUGUUAAUUUAAUCAACAAUAAAAAUGAGUUGCGUGCAAUGUGGUGGGCCUUCACUAUAUAAAUGCCCUACGUGUAGGCAACCGUACUGUUCGGUAGCAUGUUGCAAGCAACAUAAAUUGACACCCUGCUCGUUACCUCCAGGCCCAAAGAAUGUGGAAGAUCGAAUUGAGACUAGGUUAACAUAUGACUUUCCUACAGAAGACACUGUUGCUCCAGAAAAAUUACUAUUACUAGAACAAUCUGCAGAAAUAAAACAGUGCCUAGAAAAUCCGCAUGUUAGAAAAAUAUUAGAAUUACUUGACAAGUCGCCACAUCCAGACCAACUCAUGCAAGAGUACAUGCUAGAACCUAUUUUCACUGAAUUUGUAGAUGCAUGUUUGAAGGUUGUGGAACCACCCGAAGAAGUCAACAGUGCAUAAAAACAAAUUAGAGGAUGCAAAUAAAAGUGCACUUUACAUUCCAUGCCAUUUUUUUAUU